This is a messenger RNA of Gamsiella multidivaricata, 855 nucleotides long. Its product is annotated as peptidyl-tRNA hydrolase. The transcript is spliced from 6 exons. The coding region runs from base 76 to 801 and encodes 241 amino acids. The record is from RefSeq and is a predicted model, not a curated record. Gene Ontology annotation, molecular function: peptidyl-tRNA hydrolase activity. NCBI's taxonomy places the organism in Eukaryota, Fungi, Mortierellomycota, Mortierellomycetes, Mortierellales, Mortierellaceae.
AUUGUUUCUUCACAUUCACACAUUCACACAUUCACACAUCCGAACUAAUUCAUUCGUCGUAUACAAUAUACAGCCAUGACAACCCGACCUGUCGACUACCUUCUUGUCGGACUCGGCAAUCCCGGCCAGGAGUACACGACCACGCGACAUAACGCCGGGUUUUUGUUCAUAGAUUAUCUGGCGAAUGUGAUGGCCCUGGAUCAAAAGUGGAGGGUCCCACCGGUCUUUCAGCGCAGGAUGGCAUUAUCAGCAGAUGUACACGAUGUAGUCUUCUCUUAUCAAAAGGGCAGCGUCUCGAACUCGCUCCGGAUAGUGUUCGCAAAGCCAUUGACGUACAUGAACGAAUCAGGCGUGGCGGUUAAGAAGAUCAUGGACUUUUAUCAGAUUACGGAUCCCAAGAAGUUGAUCGUCAUCUCGGACGAUAUCAACACCUUGCCCGGUGCAUUGGCCAUCCAAGAUGGCGGUGAUAUGAAGAGUCUGGCUGGCCAGAAGGGACAGGAGAGUAUCGCGACAGUUCUGGGAACUACAAAUUUCAUCCGCUUCCGUCUCGGCGUGGGAAAGCCACCUUCAGGGAGUCCUACGACUAUUCCGCAAUGGGUCCUGGGACCCUUCAGUCGAGAGGGAAAGGAAAUGGACCUGUUUUAUUUCCUGAUGGGCCAUACGACGCAAGCAUUGUUGGAUUUCGUGCAGACGAACGAUCUCAAGCUAUGCAGGAAAAAAUUUACAAAGUCAAAGAAGAUUCCCUCAGGUCUGGUUCCUACAGAGUCCUUGAUCAGUCCUAUUCAUAUCGAGGGCAUGUGAGGGUAUCUAGAUGGAUAUACCGCUUCCCUUUUACACGAGGCACAAUAAACCAGC